This is a messenger RNA of Drosophila innubila, 361 nucleotides long. RefSeq names its product carboxypeptidase B2-like. NCBI's taxonomy places the organism in Eukaryota, Metazoa, Arthropoda, Insecta, Diptera, Drosophilidae. The record is from RefSeq and is a predicted model, not a curated record. The transcript has 2 exons. Gene Ontology annotation, molecular function: zinc ion binding; metallocarboxypeptidase activity. Gene Ontology annotation, biological process: proteolysis. Bases 41 to 250 code for a protein of 69 amino acids.
AACAGUCUAUCACUACGGAUCCUCAGCAACUACACUCAAUAUGGUUUCGGGCGGUGCCAAGGAAUGGGCUUAUAAUGAGCUGGACAUUAAACUCACAUACACUAUAGAGUUUCGGGAUACUGGACGUUAUGGAUUGGUCCUGCCACCCGCCUUUAUACUACCCAAUUGCGAGGAGGCACUGACUGGUCUCGUGGCUCUGAUGGCCGAGUGUAAAAAGUUGGGUUAUCUAAAACCUAAAUUUAAGCUGUAAAUGCCUGGAAAGUAAACUAGCAAUAAAUUAAUUAAGAUUAUUUCAAGAUAAACCCCAACUGCACUUAGUAUAUCAAAGUAUAUCAAGUGCUAGACUUGACCACAAUAUUGA